AUGGAAGAGUUAUUGUAUGUGGUUCCCGUGCCAUUACGAGUAGGUAACUUCGUCUGUGAUAACUCAGUCUUAGCUACACACAUGGAUUUAUCCAGAUUUAAGGUAAUGUCAGAUGCAGGGUCGUUGUCUAAUUCUGUAACUAAGGUUUCCACCGAGACAGUUGUAGGUUCAGACUAUAGUCGUAAUGUUGAAAUAGGCGUCACAGAAGUCACGGCACCGGAAUUGGAUAGGGAAGGAGAAAGUCCUUUGAUGGAAAUGAUAUCCCAAAAUAAAAGUGAUUUGGUGUCUAGUGAUUUAGCGUUGGUUCCAGAAAGCGAGGAGGAUGAUACGUUAUCGUUGGAAGGUGAACAGUUUAUUGAUAGUUCGUGUUCUUUAUCGGUUGUCAGUGAGAACAGUAGCAUAGGUGGAGAAGAGUUCAUUGCUUCUGAUGCUAAUUCAGAAGUUGGGACACCGCGUUCGGUAUAUGUAGAGAAGACUGUCGGUCCUGUCAAUAUUGUUGCUCACGCUGCUGAUUUGGGGGAGUCGAAUGUUGACACGGAUAUUAUGAGUGAAUCCCUUGCAGUGGCAGUGAGUCUUGACCAAGAGAUUGGAGUUGAGUCGGACCUAAAGCCUACUACAGUUGUUGUUGAUCAUCAGCUGCCUCAGGAAGAGGGAACGAGUGUAACAGUUGUCCGGAGUGUUUUUGAUUUGGAUUAUACUCCGUUAUGGGGAUUCAUAUCGCUAUGUGGAAGAAGGCCUGAAAUGGAAGACGCAUUUGCAACUGUUCCUCAAUUCUUGAAGAUUCCAAUUCAGAUGUUAAUGGGUGAUCGAGUACCUGACGGAAUAAACCGAUGUUUUAGGCCGCAGAUGACUCAUUUCUUCGGAGUAUAUGAUGGUCAUGGUGGUUCUCAGGUGGCAAAUUAUUGUCGGGAACGCAUCCAUAUGGCCUUGGCUGAGGAAAUAGAAUUCGUCAAGGAAGGUUUAAUUAAUGGAAGUUCCGUGGAAAGUUGCCAAGAUGAGUGGAAAAAAGCAUUCACCAACUGUUUCUUAAAGGUUGAUGCUGAAGUUGGAGGAACAGCUAAUAAUGAAGCUGUUGCGCCAGAAACCGUUGGUUCCACUGCAGUUGUUGCUCUAAUAUGUUCAUCUCAUAUCAUAGUUGCAAAUUGUGGUGAUUCAAGAGCCGUUCUUUGUCGAGGCAAAGAACCAAUGGCUUUAUCAGUGGACCAUAAACCGAACCGAGAAGAUGAAUAUGCUAGAAUUGAAGCAGCGGGAGGAAAAGUGAUUCAAUGGAAUGGUCAUCGUGUAUUUGGUGUUCUUGCAAUGUCAAGGUCUAUUGGUGACAGAUAUUUGAAACCGUGGAUUAUUCCGGAACCAGAAGUUCAAUUCAUUCCUCGUGCAAAAGAAGACGAAUGUCUCAUUCUAGCCAGCGACGGUCUAUGGGAUGUGAUGACAAACGAAGAGGUCUGUGACCUAGCUCGAAAACGAAUACUUCUUUGGUACAAGAAAAACAACUCAGAACUACCAUCAGAAAGGGGGGAGACGAGUGAUCCUGCCGCACAAGCAGCAGCAGAGUUCCUCUCGAACCGCGCUCUUCAGAAAGGAAGCAAAGACAACAUAACCGUGAUAGUCGUGGAUCUGAAACCUCAACGAAAGUCUAAGAACAAGACAUGA
Molecule: messenger RNA, 1650 nt
Organism: Vicia faba (fava bean)
Lineage: Eukaryota; Viridiplantae; Streptophyta; Magnoliopsida; Fabales; Fabaceae
Source: the annotation of a GenBank genome assembly